GGUUCGGAGCCGCUCAGUGCGACUCACAUCGUUCUAACAGACAUUAGUAACGGCGGAGAGUGGCGCAGAGCGCUUCGGUACGGCGUCAGUGAAUUGCUGCGACGUUCCAGCGCUUGUGCGUGACGUUUGCGGCUUCAGCACGUUAAGCAACUGUUUCAGACUACGUCGCAGCUGUUCGGACUGAGCGCAGCAGGCACCCAAGAUUACAAAUGGCGCCGCGCGACAUCACAAACUGCGUGCGACCGGCACCGACGAAACAAAUCACGCCGACGGCCCCGCGCCGCGCCGUCACGAAGGCGCCGGCGGACGACUGCGCACUGACGGCGAUUGUCACGCCGGACGGCCGCACGAGCGCGUGGCGCGGCGACCCCGCCACCCACCUGCCCGAAGAGGUCUUUCAUUUGGUACUGGCGCUGGCCGGCGGGCGCGCGUGCGUCGGCGCCGCAUCAGUCCGACGGGCGUGGCGCCUCGCCACAGCAACAACGCUAGAUAUAUUACCGCCCUUCGCUUCAUCUACAAACUCGUCGCUCCGCCUCACCUGGGCCGGCCACCGGCGUCACCGCCACCUGGUCGAGGCGAGGGACGGCGCGCACGGGACGUACGCGGCGGCGCCGGCCACGCGGAAACGCCGCGACGUCGACCUCGCCAAAGAGCUGCGACGGACGGGGUCGGGUUGGGGCUGCCUCGGUGCAAGCUUCGGCGGCGCGCGCGCGCUCGACGAUUGUAUUAUAGUCAUGGACCUCGCGGGCCGGGAAUUUGAAAAAAGGAAAGCGUGGCACGCGCGGGACCUGCCGUCGCUGUCCAAGCAAGGCGCGGGCUUCCUCGAGUUCGACUGCGGCUGGUCGCUGCGCGACGAUUUCGAUGAAGAGGCCCGGGCGAGGUGUCGGGACCUCUCGGCGCGCGGCGACGACGCGACGGCCCGAGUCGUGUUCUUCGAGAGUGUCGAGGCGUUGAGCAUCGACCUCGUGGCGUACUCAUUGAGUGAGGACGUUGUGAUAGAUUUGUGCCACUGGAACCCGGACUCGCGCGUCGACGAGAUCCACACGAUCGGGAGGUCGCUGGUCAUCGUCGCGGAGAGCGACGGGCUCUCUAGAGACCCCGUGAACGCCCUGGGAUCGCAUGUAUUGGUCCCGGCGUCCCUUUGGGUUAUUUUCUGUCGCGUCGAUGGCGUCGUACGCUCACCAAUCAAUACGCGCAGGUAUACAUGGGCGCCCAGAUCCAGGCGUCCCUGGCUACUGGCGAGGGCAUCGUGUCGCUCCAGGUCAAUUUCUGCGACAGCGAGGGCCUGGAACUUAGAGGGGUGCACGAAAAGCACGGGGCCGUGACGGUCACGGAUUGCUUGGGGGCAGCGCUCGACGCCGUCGAAGCUAAACGGCGGCUCGCGCGGAGUCUCUAGUGCACAUACAUAAGAUAGAUGUACAGGCAUAAGUUAUACUUGGGG
Molecule: messenger RNA, 1441 nt
Organism: Pelagomonas calceolata
Lineage: Eukaryota; Pelagophyceae; Pelagomonadales; Pelagomonadaceae
Source: the annotation of a GenBank genome assembly